GGAAUUCAUCGAAGCGAAAGAUGAAAAGGCCACGUACUUCUACGUUGAUGUUUGAUUAUUGAAAAUAGCCCCGAGAAUAGUCAAUGCUUAGGCCUCACAAUGCUUGGAUUGAAGUGGACGUCAUCAUAAAUUUUGUAGCACAUGUUAUAAUCUAACUUUCUGUCACUGAAUCUGAUGUUCAAAAUAAAGAACUUAAGUAAAUAUUAUUCUUCCUUUGUGAUGUUCAUGAUGGAACUAAGGCAGGUGCAUGAUCUUUUUAUUAUAUUGGAUUCGACUGUAAUUGAUUUGAACCUCAAGGGCAUCAAGGCUGUUUUGAUUGAUACACCUUUAUGACCUUACAUUCCGGAAUGUUCCUCAGAAGCUUGAUGAUGUUACAAGAAUUGUUUGGGUGAAAUGUUUCUUGUUGAUUCCACACCCGAUUUGGAAUCAAGCCAUGCACAAUUAUUCGAGCAACCAAGGGACUUACGGUUAAUCGGCUCUGUUCCUGUAUGAUGAUUAUGUCUCAGGGAACUUAUUGGUUUCCAUGAAGGAUAUUGCUCUAACCAGGGAGGCCGGUAGAGGAGAUCUGUAUCAUCAUUUUAAUGCAUUUGUGUACUUGACAAGGAACGAUAAAUUCUAAAGACAUCUGAUAGCGAACGUUUCUUCUAAGAUUUUAAUCUCAGUGAUCGACUGAGAGCUUUAUAUGCACUAUAACUGAAGAGAGGAAGGGCUCCGCUCCAGCUUUUGUGAUGAAUUUCAAAUCACAGCCCAAAUAAAAACUAUUCAUUACAUUGGCUUCCCUCACUCUGUGAAAAGGUCGCGAGCGAACAUAUCGAACUGCGGAGCGGCGUGCACCAAACUUUGUGUGGCGCCAGUUAGCAACUACACAAAAUCGGUCACUCUCUGAAUGCUGGUCGUCUGCUUGUCAAGGCGGUGUGUUUGGCUGACAUGUAUACGAGCAGGUACAUGGCAGUCUCGUAAAAGCAAUCAAUCUGUGUUCAUAGAGAGAAACUAAAGCAUUGUUAACUAUUACUAUAUACACCAACCACGACGCAUGCAGUAAAUGGGUAAAGCAUGAUUAUUGUGUAAACAGACACUAAUUAGGAGAUGGUUUGGAGGUUUUCGCCGACAGCAUAUGCGGGAUGACUUCUAAUUAAGUACACUAUUAUAAUAGGUGAGGCAUUAAAAGCAAAAAGAUGCAUUACCUGUCUGUUUGAUUUUUCUCGUCAUGGAAUAUGAUAACAACUUUCUCAGAAGAUUAAGGCCUACAAUACAAGGAUUCAACUUUCGUUCCCUAUCUUGGAUUUCAUUUCUACGGAUUCUCGACAAUCAAGGCCGAGGUAUCUCCUGGACUGUAUGUUUUUAAAAACCCAAAUUUCCAUUUUGUUCUUGGAAUACAAUACCCAAUUGGAAUAUGUUCAAUCUGAGCCUGAUAUAUCUAAACAUGUAUUGACAGUGAUUGUGGUAUCAAAAUGUAAAUUGUGUGUUAUUACUAGAUAUACAAUGAGCGAGGAUGCAGUGUAUUUUACAUCCAUGAUGGGGUUGUCGUCAAAGGUGCCAUCAUCGUCUUCGAUAUCAACGCAUUGAUCGAACUCACAACCAUGCCCCUGGUCGGGAAGACUGUCUAUCGAUGCUUCAAGAGCUGCUCCUUCGUUCCUUACUUCGAUUCCGACCCUCUGGAUCAGCUCAAAGACCACUGCAUAUGUGAACAACAUCAUCUACCAACUCAUCAACCACCGACAUCCUCCUCGUCGUCGCCUUCAAAGCGACCGCCAACAUCGAAAAGGCCAAUGAGGGGGAGAUCGGGAGGAAACAAGCUCAAAGGAGCAAGGUUAGCGUCAAUCGCCAGCCUACUCGACAUCGGUUUCAACGAAUGGUCUCCUCACGACCACGGCACCUCGAAGAAGCAGAACGGUCGGACGACGACCAGGGGUGCGACCAGGAGAAAGUCAGAUCGCAAUGCCCCUAACAUCCAGGGAGAUUCGUCCACAGACUGCAACAAGCAAUAUCAGAAGGAAUGUCAACCAUUCCGUUUCUACGAGGAUACCGGCCGAUAUAUGGCGGAAUAUCGGGCAAGGCAUGUCCAGAGACUGGUUGGGUUUGACGGAAGCAGCGACCUGGAAGAUCUUACAUUCGGAGAUAACAUUCCAGAUCCUUACGUCUUCAAAACGGCACCGUUUAAGAGAGCUUUUGAGGUCAUUCAGAGUGCAAUAGUGGCUGAACGAAAACAAACUUCGAAUGGCCAAAAUGGGUCUCGGUCCAGUCAUGUGUGUCCUAACCUAAGCCCAACCACCAACGAACGUCAGCAAUGGCGUCCGUCUGAAGUCAAACACCUUCCAGGUCUGACCACGCAGCCUAUCUUCGCGACUAACGUCGAUUCCGUGUGCGCUGGAAUGAGACAUGUCGGGCAAGACGUCUUUAAACCUUCACCGCUGCCGAAGAAACGCCGACCCGACAACUCGACAGCGAGUAGCAAACGAUCGCUGGUUUCCCGCCAAAACAAGUUAGACGACAAAGCAGUUGUAAGUGACAAACUUGAGACAGCGCUUGGUCAAAGCCGUUUGGCCAUGCGUGAUCGUCUAGGAAUCAACGACGAACAUUCUAACCCGUCUCGCCAAUCAUCGUCAUCGUCAACGUCAACGCGCAGCCCUGAUGAUCUCUCAACCAAAACAAGCACGUUAUCGACGAGCACGUCGUCAACGACGAAAUCGAAGGCGGACUGGAUGGCGAUGUCGGUGGAUCAAGCAGAAGCCACGCGGACGAUGCUGCUCUUUUUGCAAAAGGCAAGAGGGGAUGUUGACAGGUCGCGCGAGAAACGGACUCGUCGAACGUUGCCGAACGGAAGUGACGGGACAUCGACUAGGGACAAGCAAAGAUUCACAGCUAUGCUUUGCAGAGAGGGUGAGAAGAAGAGACUUCAGUCAACUGAAAUAGCAGGUGAACCAUCACCACCGGUCGCUGGGCAACUGAAGAAUGGACGAUUGAAGAUGAAGGUGUUUCGACCAAGCGGGACAGGAGAUAUCAAGCUUGAAGAGGCUUUGAAGGCGGGAAGACUACAUGUGACUGUCGGACUAGAAACGUGAACUCUCAGAAGUACCCGCCAUUUUGACAUGGCGCAUGUCUGCUGGUGAUAAUAUUGAAGAAAAAGAAAGAUGUCCAAUCUAAGACAGGAGUCUUAUGUGAUUGAGGCAGAGUGAAUCAGUUUCGAGGCCAAAUUUCAGAGAUUGAAGUAAUAAAGUGAGGUACACUUUAUGAGAGAAGAUGGUUUUGUGAGGAAGUGGAUCGAAGAUAUAAAGGAUGCAUGAUACCGGAAGCGUUUGAGCAGAAUGUAAAUACUAUUCUGAUGAAACAGAGAAGCACGUUCUGUCAUGCUGAAUUUGAAAAGAAAUUGAGAUGGGAAAGGUUAGAAAAAAUAAAUGGUACGAUAAUCAUACCUUUUAUUUAGUCACCCAAUUAUGUUUCGCGCUAGCUUAUAGAUCUCAGCCAUCGGGAAUGUUACCAGGAUCGGUUGUUUAUACGAGCUGUCGAGUGUAACAUAGCUAUAUUUAGAUAUUACUUAGACUUUAUUCCCGGAUAUAUUAAUCUAAUUUGUAGGUUGGUGAAUAGAUCCGAGGCAUAAUUUUGUAGUUCUUAUAUGAAAUGCUCGGUCAUUUUGCUCUUCAGUGUCUAUCUUACAAUAGUCUGUUGAUCAGCAUGAUUAUAUUUGCUAAUGAGUAUCUGUGUACACUGGUAUGCUUAUUAUGAAUCAACCAGGGGACCGACGGUUUAUAUUGUCUUGGCAAGGAUUAUGAAGGGCACAUAGAACUAGUUUAGACCCCAAAUCCUCUGUUUGGAAUACCAGUAGCAGUUCUCUAACAAAGCAAUCAUGCCUCAUUGGAUAUUUUUCAAUCAAUUAUCAACUUUUGUAUGAAUUGUAAUGUGAUGCACGAAAAAGAAUAAUACCGGUAUUAACAUACCAGUCACCAAUAUUUGGUUGCAAUCUGUGAUAUACACAAUAUUCGAUAUGAUUGAUACUAAUUUAGGCAAAGCAAUGUUUGGACCCCGGUUUGGACAAGGACAACUUCAUAACUUUAUGGGCUUAAAGUCCAGAGAGGUGAAGUUUGAGAGGCCACACAGUUUAGUUCAAAAUUAUAUACAUAUAAAAAUCAAAGUCACUUUCUUUCUGAUAUAUUAAGCAUUUUGAGAACUGAAUAAUGGUAUUCGUUUUUUUAGCUCAUCCGUCCGAAGGGCCAGAUGAGCUUAUGCCGUGGCGUGGCGUCCGUCCAUAGUUUCUAAAUGCUUCUUCUUCGCCAUUUCAAGUCCAAUUUCAAUUCGGUUUGCUUUGUAUGAUAGCACUAGCUUGGGGAUUCAAAACUUCAACACAGAAUUUUGAAACUCAUUAAAUGUGCUAAUUUAUGUACAUUUUUCAAAAUUCACAAAAAAUGCUUCUUUAUUUGUUGACCGAUUUUGAUUUUUUUUUGCUUCCUAUGGUAGAGCUUCAUGAGGUUCACCAAACUUCUAAACAGAAUUUUGAAAUUUCGACUAGAAAUUUUUUAUGCUAAUUUAUGCGUAUUUUUGAAAAUUCACAUGAAAUGCUUCUUCUUUCAUUGUUGACCGAUUUUGAUAUUUUUUUCUUCCAUCUGGUAGGUUCACCAAACUUCCAUACAGAAUUUUGAAAUUUUGAGUUGAAAAUUAUUUAUGCUAAUUUAUGCAAAAUUUAUCCAUAAAUCACAAAAAAUGCUUCUUCUUUAUUUGUUGACCGAUUUUGAUUUGUUUUCUUGUAUCUGGUAGAGCUGCAUGAGGUUCACCAAACUUGUACACAGAAUUUUGACUAGAAAAUUAUUUAUGCUAAUUUAUGCAAAAUUUAUUCAUAAAUCACAAAAAGAUGCUUCUUCUAUGUCAUUUCUUCAUCAAUUGCAAUUCUGUUUCCUCAAUUUAUGUCACCAAUAUAAUUCACUAGUGUCAACUGGGCUGAAAUUAAAAAUUGUGUUAAAUGUUGUUGCAAGAUGCAGAAUGAGCUCCACAUCAUAGAUGUGCUAGUUUAUAUGCAAAGUGCUUUGGGCAUUCUCCUCUUGAAUAGUGGUAUAUAAAGGCCAAAAUUAUGUAAGUAUAUGUACAUGUGUAUGUAUACUCUAGGAAUCAGAUAAAACAUGGGAAACAUCGAUGUACGCAGUUUGACCCGUGUCUUAACAAUGUUUACAUAUCUAUUGGUAUGAAUUCUUAAUAGGCGGAAUAUCAGCGCUAAAAUGUGUCAUUUUGAAAGAAAAUUAGUUCUCAUUGGGCUAUCCAAAUUUUGCUGCGCAAUGCAUGGCAUAUUUAUUGGUAUUUAUAUGAUUAAUAGUGGUUUUAAUAUGACACUUUUAUUGUUAUUUGUGGUAUUCUACAAUAAUUCUUCAAGUCGUUUAAUGCUCUACUCGUUAAUACUUCGUCCACAAAUGUAAUGUUUAGAUAGGUACAGCUUCACAAAUUUAUGAGCUUAAAGUCUGAAUAUACCAAGACCAUCAGAGAUAUAAACAAAAAAUCACCUUGCACUGAGGAAGGGACCACACACAAAAUAAGUGAAUAAAAUAGAUAUGACGUAUAGAAUAAAAUAUAAAGGAAGGUUAAGAUAAGUGAGUCUUUUAAUACAAACUAUCAUACAAUUUCGAGUCAAGCUGACUAGCUAAUGACUGGUGAUAUAGUUCAAGUCAAUCUACUUAGUAAUAAUGUAAAAUGCAGAAUUGUUUAAAGCAGAAUUCUACUUGGUCUUGAUGAGAAAAUAAGAUCAAGUUAGUUUACGAGUCAGCUAAUUACAUUGAUCUUUGUGUGCAAUAAUUCAAUAUGAACAUUCCUUUUCUACUUAUUUGCUACUUCAAUUAAUCUCUUGUUACAUUAUUUUCAUACAUUUUCACAUGUUAGGGUGAAUUUUAUGCUCGUUGAAUUUUUAUCAAAAAAUACUGUGUAACACUACAAAAAUAGAAAUUGCUUGCAUAAAAUCUGUAUAGAAAUUUAAUAUGUUUAGCAAUGAGUUAUACCAUGGCCUAAGUUAAACCAGACCUCAGAAUAUGGGCUAAUAUGUUUAUAGAUUUGGCUGAUCGAUGUCUUCGGAAGACAUUAUUUGAGUACUAGUAAAUUUAAAGUGGACUUUAUUUGUGUGAAAGCAAACUUCUCACGUUUCUUCUUUCUUGAGAGCUAGUUAUUAAAUGCAAUGUCUUUCACCAAUUAUUCAAAUUUUGCAUUAUUUUGCAACAUGUUUGUAUUUUAAUUUGUAAACAUAUUUUCAGCAUUACUCCUAUGUGUUUACAAAGUAUUAUUACCUCCUAUUAUAAAAGCCUCUUUAUUUACUAUGUUUGUACUUUACCCAUAAUGCAAUUGUUUCCUGCAGAUGGAAUGGUGCAUGUUGAAGAAAAAUAUGUAUGUAAGACAGAUCACAUAUACCAGUUCAUAAGACAUCUAACCUACAAAAUUGUUCCAUUUGAUACAUAACAUAUAGAAUAAUGAAUCCAUGUUUUACUAUUGAUUUAAUAAAAAAUAUGUAUUGCUAUUGAUUUAUUAAGAAACCAUGUAUUAUACCCAGUUGUUGUGUGUCCGGACAAUCGAUUUUAAACAGCCAUUUGAAAAAGUAAACAAGCUAAUUUUCAUCAAUUUUUAGUGCAAAGUCUUAGGCAAUAUUACAGAGAACAAAACUGAAAAAAAGUUACAACUACUGAAUUCAUAUUUUUUGUGCAAUCCAAAGACAUGAAAAAGAAGGUUUCAAAAUUUCAAAGUGUCCGGACACCCGCCCCCAAAUCCUACCACUGAGUUAAUAUGAAACUAUGUAUUACUUUUGAUUUCAUGUGAAACUGUAUAACUUUUGGUUUCAUAUGAAACUAUUUAUCGCUACAUUGAUUUCACAUGAAAUUAUGUAUUACUUUUGAUUUCAUAUGAAAUUAUUGAUUAUAUUUGAUAUCAUAUGUGAUAAACUAUGUAUUAUUUUUUAUUUCAUAUGAAAAUAUGUGUUACUAGUGAUUUCAAUGACAAUAUACUGCACCCACUUUGAACAGUACUGGCUCCAUACCAGCUCAAAACUUUCCUCAGCUUUGAUAACGACCAUCAAGUCAAUUCAAUGUUAGUCCUGAAAAUGACAAUUAAAAUAAUAACAGGAUUCAUGCCCAGA
Messenger RNA from Lytechinus pictus (painted urchin), 7093 nucleotides. RefSeq lists its product as uncharacterized. The transcript is spliced from 5 exons. The coding region runs from base 1581 to 3062 and encodes 493 amino acids. Lineage: Eukaryota; Metazoa; Echinodermata; Echinoidea; Temnopleuroida; Toxopneustidae. The record is from RefSeq and is a predicted model, not a curated record.